This is a messenger RNA of Aspergillus glaucus CBS 516.65, 801 nucleotides long. RefSeq lists its product as uncharacterized. The coding region runs from base 1 to 801 and encodes 266 amino acids. Gene Ontology annotation, molecular function: methionine adenosyltransferase regulator activity. Lineage: Eukaryota; Fungi; Ascomycota; Eurotiomycetes; Eurotiales; Aspergillaceae. The record is from RefSeq and is a predicted model, not a curated record. The transcript is spliced from 5 exons. Gene Ontology annotation, biological process: S-adenosylmethionine biosynthetic process. Gene Ontology annotation, cellular component: methionine adenosyltransferase complex.
AUGAGGGCAAGGGAAGAGCUGGACGGGCAAGACGAGGACCGAGAAGCCGUGUUAAGGGAAUUGGACAGCGUCAAACCAACCCACGUUAUCAACACCGCUGAUGCUCGCGGCUCUCCAAAUGCCGACUGGUGUGAAAAUCACAAGGACCAAACUAUCCGUUCCAACAUUAUCGGAGUAGCCAACUUGGUCGACUGCUGCUUCCUUCGCGGUAUACAUAUCACGCAUUUCGCUUCUGCGUGUAUUUACGAUCAGGACGAUGCGCACCCGCUAGACGGAUCGGGGUUUACCGAGGAGGAACCUCCGAACUACUGGGGAUCGUUCUAUUCUCAGUCGAAGCUGAUCUCCGAGAAUGUGCUCAAGACGUACCCUAAUGUCCUCAUUCUUCGGAUUCGGGACCCUCUUGCUGCAGACCUGCAUCCCAUGAACUUUGUCACCAAGCUUCUGAGCUACAAGAAAAUCGUCAACGUUCCCAACUCAGGCUCGAUUAUGACAAAUCUAGUCCCCGGGGUCAUCCUCCUUGCCAAACACAAGGAAAUCGGCAUUUAUAACUUUACCAACCCCGGAACUUUUACCCACAAUGAGGUGAUGGGCCUGAUGAAGGAGUACAUCCGGCCUUCUUUGACCUGGGUCAAUUUUUCUCUUGAGGAACAGCAUGCGAUCUUGAAGGCCCCUCGGUGUAAUGCAAAGCUGGAUGCCACUAAGCUGAUCAAUAAACUUGGGGAGUAUGGAUACACUGUGUUAAAUGCUCAGAAUGCUCUCGUUGAGGCUUUUGUUGAGAUGAAGGCGAAGGGAUUGCAGUAG